CUUUCACAUGUUUGUAAGUCCUCCGGUGUGUAGUUCUGUGUUAUUAAUUAAUGUCAUAAAUGAAUGAUGCGUUCACGAGGAGUCUGAGACAAACUCACUACAAGAGUUCUUCUGAAGUUCUCAAUCCAGUUUAAAGAUGAGCUCAGACGAGUCAGACAUUCCUGGAGGUCUGCUGGAGAGUGUUCAAGAUGCUGUGGGUCAGCAGGUCAAGCUGUGUGCUGUUAAGAAGGUGAACCUAGAGGUCAAAGGUGACAAACUGGGGGUCAGAAUCCUGGCUCUCGCUGCUCAUCGAGUGUUCCUGCUGACCGCACGAGUCCCUGUUAAAGUUGAACUGUCUUUCAGUGUGUUUGACAUUCAGUGUAUCAGCAGCGUCAAACAGAAUCAGUUGUUGUUGGACUAUGACAGAGGCCAGCUGUCUGUGAGACUCACGUCUGAUCAGGAAACUGAUGGUGUCAUUGCUCUGAUAGGAACAAACAUAAAGGAGAUCUGUCCAGGACUCAAUCCCCUGAGGGUAAUAAAGAGACUUAUCUUGAAGCCGGUCGAGAGAACCAUCAGUUUACAGACACUAUGGGAGAAUCACAACACAACCGAAGCAGGACCCUGCGGUGGUUUCUCACGUUUAUACUGGUGUGUUUGUGAUCAAUUAGGAGUUCCCUACAGAGAUGAAGUGCAGUGGGACGUGGACACUAUCUAUCUGUCUCAGGAUACCAGAGAUUUAUGUCUUCAAGACUUCAUCCACCUGGACAACAGGGAUCUGAUGGCGAUCAUCGCUGCUCUGGAGUUCAAUCAUUGGUUCAUCAAACUCUCCAUAAAGGACUUUAAACUGACAGCAGAUCUGUGUGAUCAGAUAUUGAGAGUUGUGUCUCGAUCCACAAUCUUAGAACAACUGACUCUAGACAACACAGGACUCAAGAGUGAUUUUGCGUUGAAGUUUGCUGGUGCUUUAAGCCAAAAUCCACAUUCAGCUUUACAUACAAUCAAUCUGGCCAACAACUCACUUGAAGACAAAGGUGUUGCUGCUCUGAGUUCUUCGUUGUGUAAACUCACACCUGGACUCAAACACCUGGACCUGAGCAAGAAUUCACUCACAAUAAAAGGUGUGAAUAUUCUGGCUCUGUGUUUUUGCUCCAAUCCCUCCAUCUAUAACACACUCACACACCUUAAUCUCUCUGGAAACGCACUCAAAGGAGAUGACAUGCCUAAUAUGUGGAGUUUCCUGGGUCAACCGAAUAGUCUCCACACUCUGGAUAUGUCAAACAGCGAUUGUUCUCUCGAUCUGGUAUGCUCCUCACUUUUACGUGGUUCUCUGAAACACCUAUCAGUUCUCAACAUGUCAAGAAGUGUCUUCAGGAAAAGUAAAGAGUUCCCCUCAUCCUUUAAGCAGUUCUUCAGCUGCUCAGUGUCACUCAAGACCGUCUGUCUGUCUGGAACCAGACUACCUGCUGAAGGCCUGAAAGCUCUACUCUUGGGUCUGGCCUGUAACUCAAACCUGCGAGAUGUUUCUCUGGACAUCAGCAGCUGUGAGUUGCGGUCGACCGGCUCUCAAAUCCUAGAAGGUUGUAUUGCUGAGAUUCCAAACAUCACCAGUCUGGACAUAUCUGACAACGGUCUGGACUCUGAUCUGUCUACACUGCUCAUGUGGCUCUCAAAGAAUCGCUCCAUCAAACAUCUGUCUAUCGGCAAGAACUUCAACAACAUCAAAAUGAAGAAUCUUGGGCAGGUUCUUGUCGCUCUGAUCCACAUGAUUCAAGAGGAGGAAUCUCCCCUGUCAUCGCUGUCUCUAGCGGACUCACGGUUGAAAGCUGAUCUGUCUGUGUUUUUGAACGCGGUGGGCAGUAACAGCAGUCUCACUCAUCUAGACAUCAGUGGAAAUAAUAUGGGUGAUUUUGGGGCAAAAAUGCUUGCUAAAGCCCUGCAGAUCAACACCAAACUCAGGACAGUGAUUUGGGAUCGUAACUGUGUCAGUGUUCAGGGGCUACAGGACGUGGCUGCAGCUCUGGAGAAGAAUUACACCAUCAGGUUCAUGCCAGUUCCCAUCACAGACGCAGCACAAGCUCUAAAGAACAACCCUGAGAAAACAGAAGACGUCCUGAUGAAGAUGGAGCAGUAUCUGUUACGUAAUCAUGAGAGCAGAAGAUAUCUGCGGGAACAAGCAUUCAGACUGCAUCAGGGAAUCAUGACCAGCACUACACAACAGUUAAUGGGGCAGGUGUGUGUACAGGUUCAAGAUAAGUUGAAUUCACUGCGCUUCAGUGCGAGUGACAGAGUUCAACAGGACAUGAAGACAGCAGAGAAACUGAUGACAGACGCCAAGAACUCUAGAACUCUGUUGUCCAGUCUGUAUCACCUGCGUUCAGAUGGGCGUGUGGCGGGCGUCAGUGACGGGUCAGAGGCUGUGUGUGUGCGGCAGGUGCAUGAGAAACUGAGUUUAGUUGCAGGAGAAAUCAGCGCUGUCAUAGACAAACAACUGCAGAGUAUGUUGUUGUCGAUGUUGGACACCGCAGCAAGUGUGUGUCCUCACAUGAUGCAGAAGGCGAGUUUGCGUGAUCUUCUACAUACUACUGAGGGGAAGAUGAGUGUGACACAAGCCUUCAUCACCUCCACACUGCUGGAGCAGUCCGCCAUUGACAUCAUCAACAAGAUCAGUGAAGUGAAGUUCAGCAUGGCAUCAUGUCUCUCUGAUUACAUCACUGAUGAGAUCUUACAGUCUCUCUCACACUCACAACACACACUGGCGGCUCAUCUGAGCAGACAAGCUCAUCAGCCGCUGCUGGAUCACGACUCACAUGAGACGGAAGUUCUAGACGAGACAGAAAUGCAUACACACAACCUGAUACAAGCAGAGCCAGAGGUCACACAUAGAAACAAGAGGAAGACUGUUUACAGCCAAAUGUUCAGACCCAUGUCUUCGGCCUUCGAGCUGGGCUUUGAUCUGUGUAAGGCGUUAGAGGACAUGUCCACCCAUGUGUAUGACCUGGCCCCGCCCCCAUCACUGACCCCGCCCCCACCAAUGUCCCCGCUCCUGCCUAUGACCCCUGUGGAGGUGGAGCCAGAGCAGCCUCUGGCUGUGCAUUUCAAUGAACUCAUUUCAGUAGACACGCCCUCUCUACAACACGUGACCAAAUACAGACCGCGACGCACCAAGAAGGCCAAACCCAGCAGAGCAGCGCCAAUCAGAAAAGACUCCUCACAGGAAGUGGAUCCGAGCAUCAUUGUUGAUGAAGGACUGCAAGAGUUUUACUACAAAAAAGUCAACAACAUCGGACCAAAAUCGAGUGUUGUGGAUGCAGAGAAGAAGAGAGAGUCGCGCAUAAGCGGCUUCUUUGACCUCAUCAAACAUCGCUCGUCCACUAAAACCACCAGCACCACGCCCAGUGCCACGGCAACAACGACUCCAACAGAAACAAACGCCCAACCCCCAAAGCUCGUGGUGACACUAAAUGACCCUGUGCCAGAGCAUGUGGCACCUGAGGUCAGAGGUCACGUGCAGGAAGGUGUUAAACAUGACAGUCCGCUGAUGGGGCGACACAUGGGCGUUCAGGUGCUCGGCAGUGACCUACUAGCAGAAAUACGAGCCAAACAAGAAAAACGCAAAAAAGACAAAGUGAUUGUGUCUCCAACUGUCACAGUUCAGUCUGAACUGCAUGAUGAAGGUGGGACUACUAAACACACAUCGUCAGCGCUCCAGAAACACACCAGAACUGAACACACUGUCCAAUUUGUCACCUCCAAACACACACACGAAUACACACCUGAACACACACACACAUCCUCAAAGCAAGACUCAAGACAUCCAUCCACAUGUUCUGAUGUCAUCUCGUCCGGUCCGACUGCUGUUCUUCAGUCCAACAGAACCAUUUCUCCUCCUCCUCUGGAGAUCAUCACAGAGUUUUCCACAGGAGACUCCUCCCCUACUCUGCCGGCUCCGCCCCCAAGUCAGUGGGUGGUGUUGUCAGAUACUGAGAGUCCUGUCACUCACAGCUCAAAGGGUGGAGACUCACCUGAUAUCUCUCUGGGCUCUCCUGCUGAUGUGUUUGAAACAGACUCACACACACUGACCAUCGAGAGGUCCAUAUCCUGCGUCCAGUCCAGACCCGACCCAACAGACGACUCCACUGACCGACAGCGCACAAAGUCCCUCCCUACAGCUGAUGUGACCAAUCACAUCUCUUGAUUUAUUAAUUGGCAGAAUCAUAAUGUGAUGUGCAGAGAAGUGAAUACAGCAGAGCAACAGUGAACCCUAGAGGUCCAUAAAGGAACUGCAGGAGUUUGUAAGAAAUAUACCUGCUUUUAAUAUUAGAGCUGAAACUUUUUAGGUGUUAAAGGAAUAUUCCGGCUUCAAUACAAGUUAUGCUCAAUCAGCAGCACUUGUGUCAUAAUGUUGAUUAGCACAAAAAGUAAUUUCGACUCGUCCCUCCUGUUCUUUAAAAAAGCACAAAUGACACUUAUAAUGGAAGUCAAUGGGGACAUUUUUAGAGGGUUUAAAGGCAGAAAUGUGAAGCUUAUAAUUUUAUAAAAGCACUUACAUUAAUUCAUCUGUUAAAACUUGUGUUUUAUUUGAGCUGUAAAGAUGUUUAAAUCAUUUUAUGGUUUUAGGGUUUGUUGACAUUAUGUCGUCAUGGCAACGACAUUGUAUAAUUGUCUAUAUCUUCACACAGAUUUAAUGACAGUAAAAUCAUGUUAACACACAUAUUGUUUAUGUCUUGUGUCUAUACUUCUGAAACAGUAUUUUAAUGUUUAUAGAUUAAACCCCAUUGACUUGCAUUGGAAGUGUCUCACUAAUUCCACAGUCCAAAAGAUUAAAAAAACACACAAAGUGAAAUACGAUUUCUGGAAGUCAUCAAAUACAAGCGUCUCUUUUAUGCACCGAUCACUGCUGCUAUAAGCCCCAAAUAACUCAAAACUUUAUUUCUGCUUUUACCUUAAAUUUCUAAAAAAUGAUCCACUGUUUCCUCGUCUGUGAGCUUGUGUGUAUUAUCCAAAGUUAUAUCUUACAAGUCCAGAAAACAAUAUACCAUCCAGAAGGAAAAUCAUGCAGAACAAAUCAUCUAUUGAUGCUAAAACGUAAUAUAUAUUUCACUGUGACCGAUUCAGUGAUGUUCAGUAUGAGGUUUGAUUUAUUUGUCUUUUAGAGGCUUUUCUCUGUACAACAAGAACAAAUAUUUUAGAAAUAUUUUCUUAUGGUGUAAUAUACUGUAUAACCAUCAUAUGUUUAGAGGGAAACUUGUUAAUACUUUAAGCUCGAACGGGUGAUUAAAAAAAAUAUGAAAAACUGCAGUCUUGAUCAACACAAAAUAGGUUUCAUUUGAAAGUUUAGAUGCUAUAAUUUACAAUGCAUGUAGAUAUUAUGACCAUUUAUUAAAGAAAUCACAUUGUUCAUUUUAUUGUAAUCAGUCAAAACAUCAAACUCAUCAAAUAGUCAUGUGUUAUAUGUUGUUGUAAAGCACUUAAAGACUAAAAUACAACCAGACUAUUUGUUUUACUCGCUAAAUAUAUGUGUUUGACUAUUAUGUUGGUGUUGCUUUCAUGCAGCUUUUUUGCUUAUAACUUCCUAAAUAAUAACUGGAAUAUAAAAUAUCACAUAUGAUUAUUUAGAGUCUGUGAUCAUCUUUCAAUGGAGUCCACCCACAAGAUAAUCAGAUGUAUAGAUCAUUAGAUAAUCCACAUGAAGCACAAUGUUACAUAUGACCACCAGGAGAUGGCGCCAAAUACACGACACAGACUCAAUGAUGACUCAAAUGACACAGAAUGAAACUCAUUCUGUGAAAUCUCAUGACUAAAAUCAUGUCUGCAUGCUAUGCAAACCUUUAGUCAUUGUUGUGUUUGCAUGUGUAAUUAGUUCUUAUGUACAAUUAUUAUCUUUUAUUUGUUUGGAGAUGUUUUUGGACACUAUGAUCAAUUAUAUUUGUAAUGUUGGAACUUUUGAUUGCUUUCUCGUAUCAACACAAAACUUUCCUCAGAUACAGUCGACAUGAUUGAGAACAAAACAAAAGCAGUUUAUCAGAGCCGCAUUAUUUACACACAGAGAUAUUUAAUGUCAAAUCAGAAAAUUGAGAAAAAUAACAUUUUUGGCUAAAUUGUUUUUCAUGGUUUUUAAUGGUUUCUUAGGCUGAGCGUCUCAGAAUGUAUCAUAAUCUAUAUCAUUUGAAAAGUGUUCUUUGCAAUGACACCAAACACUUCACCCUCCUUGUUUUAUUUUGUAUUUUAUUUCUAUUAUUUGUCGAGUUACCCUUUCAUUUGGUGUAUACCGCUGAAACGUCUUUAAAAACACCUUCAGAGCUUCAAGGGUUAAACGUGUCCUGGUGGUCGGGCUUGAUUAACAUGAUAUAUCUCCAUUUUACAAUCAGAAACUUAUUUUCAUUAUUCUUAUAGCUGUAUGUCUGUCUCGUUCAUCAGUUGUAUGUGUAAUAAUUAUAUGAGGUGAAUAAAUGUAAUUUUGGACCAGUAUCAGUGUCUGAGUGUCCGUUCG
This is a messenger RNA of Xyrauchen texanus (razorback sucker), 6469 nucleotides long. Its product is annotated as F-actin-uncapping protein LRRC16A-like. NCBI's taxonomy places the organism in Eukaryota, Metazoa, Chordata, Actinopteri, Cypriniformes, Catostomidae. The record is from RefSeq and is a predicted model, not a curated record. The coding region runs from base 137 to 4174 and encodes 1345 amino acids. The transcript has 37 exons. Gene Ontology annotation, cellular component: lamellipodium; plasma membrane. Gene Ontology annotation, molecular function: protein binding. Gene Ontology annotation, biological process: regulation of Arp2/3 complex-mediated actin nucleation; cell migration.